Messenger RNA from Symbiodinium sp. CCMP2592, 654 nucleotides. NCBI's taxonomy places the organism in Eukaryota, Dinophyceae, Suessiales, Symbiodiniaceae. The record is from the annotation of a GenBank genome assembly.
AUGCGCUGCGUUUUUCUGGCUCUUUCGGUGGUUGGUGUGGCCAGUUCCGACGCAUUCGGCAAGAAGAACCUCGCCGCGGCGCAAAGAGAUCUGGAGCUCGGUGAGGGCAAGCAGUGGAACACCGCAACACCCGAAGAGGCACAAAAGCUGAUGGACGAGGAGGCUGCCUUGUAUGCCCCAAAGAUCAAUUGCGCGUUUACUCCGAGUAGCCCGAUCGGCUUCGCGGCAACUGGUAAGAGCCAGACAGAGUGCGGCGAACUGUUUGGGAAGUCCUUUACAGGCAUCAGUACUCACAAAGGCUGGAAGUGUGAUUGGGCCGUGGCCGAAGGCAGUGGCGGGAAGACGGUUAUCGCUUGGUGCCCUUUCAAGUACACCCUGGAUUCAACGGGGGAAGUAGUCUCCAGCACCAGCAUGCUCAAGUACGAGUUCGACGAUGAAGGAUUGAUCGUCGGGUACUUCCAGGAUUUUGAUACCUCCAAGUUUGCCAACGCUGCUCCGAGCCUCUCUCUCCCAGCCUCGUCCACGACGAGCUUCAUGCCAAUGCUCGCAGUGAGUGCAGUCCUCGGGAGUGCCGCUGUAGUCGUGGGGCUGGUGAGGGUGUUGCAGCGGAAGCCUGAGUCACUGUUGAACGGCUACGAGGGUCUUGCUGCAUAG